Saccoglossus kowalevskii is the source of this 1035-nucleotide messenger RNA. Its product is annotated as somatostatin receptor type 2-like. NCBI's taxonomy places the organism in Eukaryota, Metazoa, Hemichordata, Enteropneusta, Harrimaniidae. The record is from RefSeq and is a predicted model, not a curated record.
AUGGCUGUAAACAUUACUGUCACAGCAGUUGUUGAAGGUAACCCGCCAGAGACGAUCAUAGCGAAUACAACAAAUGUGCGUGCUAAUGGCGUGGACGACACUUCACUUUACGACAAUUUUGCUUCUAUUUUGCCAACAGUCUAUAUUAUGAUAUGUCUUAUUGGCGUCGUAGGCAAUGGGCUAGUGAUAUUAGUCACUUUAACGCGUGCAGCCCUGAAGCACGUGCUGACAAUUUAUAUUUUGAACUUGGCUAUUGCUGAUUUGUUGUUUAUGUUAACUUUGCCUAUCAUGGCUCGAAGUGUCGCCUCGAGAACCUGGACCUAUGGCCAUAUGGUUUGCAAAUUCGUGCGAGGGUUCGACGGUAUGAAUCAAUUCACGGGGAUUUUCAUUCUGACGGCCAUGAGCGUAGACCGUUAUAUAGCAGUAGUUCACCCGAUGGCUGGCAAGCGUAUUCGAACAUUGAAACGAACAAAAAUGAUAAAUAUUUUAUUAUGGACUAUGUCGUUUUUGACCAGCCUACCCCUAUGGAUAUUUGCUACCGUCGUCGACGAUGGAAACGAGCGUCGUUCUUGUUUAGUCGAAUGGCCAAACAUGAUUAUAUCAAGAGUUUUCGUGAUAAGUGCGUUUGUUAUUGGGUUUGCGUGUCCAAUAUUAUUAAUAGCAGCGUGCUACUUUGGGCUUUGCCUUCACCUUUUCAGAAUACAGAAAUCAGCCUCGCGACUCCCAGUGGCUCCUUAUAUUCGCAAAGGGUCUCGUCAAUUAUCGAUCUUAGUAAGUGCUAUUGUUGUUUUAUUCACGAUGUGUUGGCUGCCGUUCUACAUUACCACAUUCAUCGCACUGACUCUACCGGAAGGAAGGCCAGCGUUUCCGUUUCUAGUGGGGUACGUAUUUGCCCUUUUUCUAAGUUACGUGAAUAGCUGCCUAAACCCGUUGAUUUAUUGGUGUCUCGGGGCACGCUUCAGGAAGAGCGUGAAAGGUCUGUUGGUCCCAACUAGAUCUCAUAGAGAAUGCAAGAUUAAAGUGUCGAGACUUUGA